GGCUGAGCAUCAGUGAGGGAGGGACUGAACAGGAAGCAGCUCUGGGCGGGGAGUGGUCGGACGUAUAAGAGACGAGUCGUCUUCCUGAUUCCUGCAUUUGUCUGCUGUCUCCGUCUACUUCACACCUGAAACUCCACCUGCACAGGAUGUCGUGGCAAGCGUUCAUUGAAAGACUGACCGAUAAAAUAGAUGGCACCAAGCCCUCCCCGGUGGAAGAGGCGGCCAUCUGUGGGAUUGAACUUGGGAAGGAGUCGGUGUGGGCCAGUACAACCGGCGCCGCCAUCACGGUGGAGGAGAUCAAGAAGCUCGCAAGCGAGCAGCGAUCGGACUUUGCUCAGAACGGUGUCCACGUCUUCGGACGGAGGUGCAGGCUGAUCAGAGACCAGCUGGACGUAGAGGGCGUCUUCAUGAUGGACCUGAAGACAGCGGCCGACGCCGAAGGCAACACGUACGGAGUGUGCGUGAGCAAGACCAAAACAGCUAUCAUCGUGGUGAGGGGAACCAAAGACGCCAAUGGCGGGCAGCUGUCCACGAGGGUGUACAGUGUGGCCGAUUACCUGAGGGGCCUUCAUGUUUGAGGCAUCAUGGCGGCUGCCUCCUUUCUGACCCCUCCCCCUCCCAUCCCCUCCACCAGCUUCAGCUGUCAGGGGACAAACAGUGUUUUCCUUGUUGUCACGCCUGAUGAUGUCACAGCCAUGUGGCCGCUGUGGCCCCUCCCCCUCUACACACGUGUUCAGCGCACUAUGUGUUUGUGGUGGAGAUGGACCACCAUGGAAACAGUCUCAACCACCAAUUUAAUAAAGAGAAAAGUGUUUAUUUGCAAA
Cololabis saira (Pacific saury) is the source of this 824-nucleotide messenger RNA. Its product is annotated as profilin-1-like. Gene Ontology annotation, molecular function: actin binding. Lineage: Eukaryota; Metazoa; Chordata; Actinopteri; Beloniformes; Belonidae. Gene Ontology annotation, cellular component: cytoplasm. The coding region runs from base 147 to 578 and encodes 143 amino acids. Gene Ontology annotation, biological process: positive regulation of actin filament bundle assembly; regulation of actin filament polymerization. The record is from RefSeq and is a predicted model, not a curated record. The transcript is spliced from 4 exons.